Molecule: messenger RNA, 450 nt
Organism: Tinamus guttatus (white-throated tinamou)
Lineage: Eukaryota; Metazoa; Chordata; Aves; Tinamiformes; Tinamidae
Source: RefSeq, a predicted model, not a curated record
AUGCGGGGCCUGGGCAAGCCCCUGGGCAGGGCUGGCGAGGAGCUGGCGCCCCGGCACGUCCUCGCCCGCCGGGUUUUGGUGCUGCACUGGGAAUACAGCCCCGGCCGGCCCGGCCUGCGUCCCGGGCUGCGGCUCCUGGUCGGAGGCUUUUCCUGGGAGAACUGCGGUGAUGGGAAGGACCCCGUGGUGCUGCAGAGCCUCUCCGUGGCACCGGACCCCAUCACCAUCCCGGGGAACCUGCGGAUCAGCGCCGCCGUGACCGGCACCAAGGGCCUGACGUCCCCGCUGAAGGGCUCCUACUCGCUGCCACCCAGUGACUUCCUGCUGCCCGACGUCGAGCUGCCCUCCUGGAUGACCAACGGCAACUACCGCGUCCGCGUGGCCGUCAGCAGCAAGGGCGAGGAGCUGGCCUGCGUCAAGCUGGCCUUCUCGCUGCAGGCGCCCUGAGGG